AUGCUCACGCUUGUUUUACCGGAAGAAUCACCUUCUCACGAAGAGGAGGUCGGACUACUAGGAUGCCCUCAGGCUCUCUGGGCAGUGCUCAUUGCAAAUGGUACUACACGAUUUGCUCUGGAUUUGGAGCCUCUGGAGCAUCUAUCACCUUGCGCCCAAUUCGUACGCGGCAUCACAACCUCCCUCUAUAUGCAGAGAGCGGGCGCACAAAAAAUAGUAGGUAUGCUGAAUGACCGUCUUCAGGAGCAUGGGGUUGAUAGUCUCUUUGAUGACGAAUCAUUUACGAAAUCCAGACUAUACCACUGGGUCAUCAAAACAUGCCAUGAAUUGAGUGGAUCUGUCGCUUCAAACUUGAAACAUAUCAAGGUGGUGGUGGUGGAAAGAGAGAUUGAUGAACUUUCCGAUAAAGCCCAUGCAUAUGAGAAACUGGGACUAUCACAUUGGCGGCGAAAGAUGAGGGAAGAAGUCAAUGAGCUGGACAAGCUCCAGGUAGAAACACAAACGCUCAGGGAAAAGGUGCAGGAAAGCUUGCAUGGCGCCACCGCAGUUCUUGAAGCUCGCUUAGCUUUGCAGCAAGGUGAUCGCAUAAAGACUUUGACCUAUCUUGCUACGAUAUAUCUGCCAUUGACUACCGUCACGUCCUUCUGGGCAUAA
This is a messenger RNA of Penicillium atrosanguineum, 654 nucleotides long. RefSeq lists its product as uncharacterized. NCBI's taxonomy places the organism in Eukaryota, Fungi, Ascomycota, Eurotiomycetes, Eurotiales, Aspergillaceae. The transcript is spliced from 3 exons. The record is from RefSeq and is a predicted model, not a curated record. The coding region runs from base 1 to 654 and encodes 217 amino acids.